Molecule: messenger RNA, 3621 nt
Organism: Trachemys scripta elegans
Lineage: Eukaryota; Metazoa; Chordata; Testudines; Emydidae
Gene: PIAS3
Product: protein inhibitor of activated STAT 3
Exons: 14
Coding region: 380-2311 (643 amino acids)
Biological process (GO): protein sumoylation; regulation of transcription by RNA polymerase II
Molecular function (GO): transcription coregulator activity; zinc ion binding; SUMO ligase activity
Source: RefSeq, a predicted model, not a curated record
CAAGAAGGAGGCAGAGAGCUAAGAAGCAGGGAGAUUCAGCCCUGAAGGGGUACAGAGAAGAGUGUGGCGUCAGAGCCAAGGGAAUACUAGGGAACAAAGAGGGGAGCAGAAGGGGAUAUAGAGCAAUGCGGAGUGGAGCGGCAGGAGAGGGCAGAGUUGCCAUGGGGGGAAAGGGGCAUGGCUCCAAGAAGUCCCUUGCCCAGAGCCAUGGAGGCGUGGGAAGAGGGGGGCACAGAGUUGGAGGCGGCUGUGUUUGUAGCCCAGUAGUUCUGCACCAGCACUCACAGCUGGAGGGGGUUUUGUCUCCCUCCACUUUCUUUUCUCUUUCUUGUUUUUAGGAGUCAGAGUGUAACCACCUUUGCCCACCAGACUGUGGAAUAUGAAAUUGCCCCUGCACAUGGUUAUGAGCUUUAGGGUAUCAGAACUGCAGGUUCUCUUGGGUUUUGCUGGCAGGAACAAGAGUGGAAGGAAACACGAGUUGCUCACAAAGGCAUUACAGCUGCUCAAAUCUGGCUGCAGCCCGGCUGUUCAGAUGAAAAUUAAGGAGCUGUACCGGCGAAGGUUCCCGAGGAAGAUCUUAACCCCUUCAGACUUAUCCAUGCUCCAUAUUCAGACAGGGCAACUGCCCUCCGCCACUGCACUGACGCAGGGCAGCACAGUGUGUCAUUUGCCCUAUGAUAACAGUUCGGCAGCUUCUACAGUGCCAACGGCUAUGUUGCCUCCGGUGCCUAUGCUGGGACCCAAACAUGAGACGGAUGUUCAGCACUUAUCCCCACCCAUUCAUCCGGUCCAUCCAGAUGUCAAAAUGAAGAGGCUGCCCUUCUACGACGUUUAUGAUGAGCUGAUUAAACCCACCACGUUAGCAUCUACCAACAGCCAGCGGUUUGAAGAGGCGCACUUCACCUUUGCGCUAACACCUCAGCAAGUUCAACAGAUUCUCACUUCUAGAGAUAUCUUACCAGGUGCCAAAUGUGACUACACUGUACAGGUACAAUUAAGGUUUUGCUUGUGUGAAACCAGCUGUCCCCAAGAAGAUUAUUUCCCUCCUAAUUUAUUUGUCAAGGUCAAUGGAAAACUCUGCCCUCUGCCUGGCUAUCUACCGCCCACUAAAAACGGUGUGGAGCCAAAACGACCGAGCCGUCCCAUCAAUAUCACUCCUUUGGUGCGGCUUUCGGCAACUGUUCCCAAUACGAUCGUCGUGAAUUGGUCCUCCGAGUUCGGCAGGAACUACUCUCUGUCAGUUUACCUGGUGAAACAGCUGACUUCAGUCACACUGCUACAGAAGCUAAGAGCCAAGGGCAUUCGGAACCCAGACCACUCCCGGGCCCUGAUCAAAGAAAAAUUAACAGCUGAUCCCGACAGCGAGAUAGCGACAACGAGCUUACGGGUUUCUCUCAUGUGUCCGCUGGGUAAGAUGAGGCUAAUAGUGCCCUGCCGAGCCAUUACCUGCACCCACCUCCAGUGCUUUGACGCGGCGCUCUACCUUCAGAUGAACGAGAAGAAACCUACAUGGACCUGCCCUGUGUGUGAUAAGAAAGCCCCCUAUGACAGCCUGAUCAUUGAUGGGUUGUUCAUGGAAAUCCUCAACUCGUGCACGGACUGUGAUGAGAUCCAGUUCAUGGAAGAUGGCUCCUGGUGUCCCAUGAAGCCCAAGAAAGAAAACCAGGAGGUGUGCCCGACAUCUACGUACAAUGGGAUUGAGGCCAGCUCCCUUUACGCCGUGGGCUCCGAUGGAAAGCACUCCUUGGAGAGCAAAAAGCAAGUGGAGGUCAUCGACCUCACGCUGGACAGCUCAUCAGAUGAAGAGGAGCCUCCUAUCAAGAAACAGUGUCCUGUCUCCACUGUGGCCAUCCCGUCAGCAGUAGGGCCCAAGGGGGUGUUAAAUGUUGAUCACCAGCCAUCCUCGGUGCUUCGAAGUCCUCCCAUGGCAGCUAUCGGCAGCGACUAUCUCUCCAGCCUCCCAAUCCCUGAAUACCAUCCUUCCUACCAGGUGCCAUCAGAGAUUCAAGGUCUGGAUUUGUUUACCUUCCUUCAAAGUGAAAAUCAGCACUACAGCCCUUCCGUGAUCACCUCCCUGGAUGAACAGGACGCCCUGAGCCAUUUCUUCCAGUACCGAGGCACAUCUACCCAUUUCAUGAACCCCCUGGCUCCCGUCAUGGCAGGAUCCCACAACAGCAUCAGCCCCGCCAGCGGGCGCAUCAGCAGUAUUGUCUCCACCAACACGCUGCGGGAGAGCCAUGGGCACAGCGGGACAAUGAGUAACAGCACAGCUCUCCCGGGCUGCAGGCCGGACAUCAUUUCCUUAGACUAGCCCCAGACCCAGGCCACGCUGGCAUCUCGUUUCCCCCCAAGGAUGGGAGAGGGAAGCAGACUUUCAGCAGCUGCUGUUGAGUUGGGUUUUUGUCUGGGAUGGAAAGGACCCAGCCAAUAACAGGUCUCCUAAGUGUGUGUCCCCGUUACGUCCAGCCUUGGAGCCUCACAGGCGGGGCUUUCAGUUCUGCACGCGCUCGCCUGAGCAUACUGGUCCCGCUUGCUGCGGGGUGCCGGUGGGCAGGGGGUAAAUGCUAACCUCUGUUUUUCAAGACCAUUUUCAAACUGUUUUUAACUUUAUUUUUUGGUAGGAUUCCGCACAAAGAUCCUACAGUGAUAAUCCCCACCUUGUGCUGUCCUGUUAAAACAGCACCAUCUAGUGGCCAAAGCAGGACUUAGCAGCCAUUCCCUCCGGGGUGUCACCUUCUGCAUCCCUUUGCACCACACCACUGCUGACUCCCCGGAGUGGGGUGAAGAGAGAAACUUGUCUGAGUCCAGCAACCCUCUAGGCAUGGAUGGAAGGUGGGUGGGUGUCUUUCAGGGAGCUGCCCGCUGCUUUUAUGCACCGACACAAGCACUUUGGCAGUAGGGAUUGAUCUGGGCUCCUCGGGCAUUUUUGACUCCUUGAUCCUCUUCUUUGCUCCCCUCCUUCCCUGGGGAGUCUGCCCUCCCAACCCUGGGUUAGAGCAAAGAGCUGGUGACUCAGAAAGAGGCUAGCAAACUUCUGCUUCCAGCUACCCGGCUGUGCCGAGACCCUCUGCUGUCCCAGGCUUUAAAUAACCAAAUGGGCAGGAAAACAGAUUCAUAGAUUCUAGGACUGGAAGGGACCUCGAGAGGUCAUCGAGUCCAGUCCCCUGCCCGCAUGGCAGGACCAAAUACUGUCUAGACCAUCCCUGAUAGACAUUUAUCUAACCUACUCUUAAAUAUCUCCAGAGACGUUAUAACUGAGCCCUGAUUCCAAACCCCAUCCAGCAAAUAUGGACAUUCCCCAGCAGAGCCCUAGCCACGGAGCGGAGGGCGAAUCUGCAGCCUACGUGCACUUAAGUGUUCCCAUUAAGCAGGUGAGCAGUUGGGGCUCCCUCCCACCUUGCCCUCGAUUGUAUGCUCCAAAGCAACAUACAAACUCGGCUCUACUGAGCGAAUCCGUUCUCCAAACCCCGAUGCAAACCUCUCGUGUGUGUAACCGAAUGUGCUAGUGGGUGAGAACCAGAAAGAGAAACUGAUCGAUCCGUUUUCAAGGAGAAAAGAGAUUUUUUUUAAAUGUUUUUUUUUUUUUUAAAUUGAACAACCUGUGGCAUUACGAGUAGCGCA